CGGGCAGCUUCGGAGAUUCGAGAAAGAGGGCACGUGUCAGUUUGUCUUUGUCGACUCUCCGAAACUCUACGAGCUCACGUACGCGUGAUCUGGCAUAGUGUGAGACAGUGGAAUGAGGUGUCCCCGAUGCACCCGGGGCUCCGUCUGCCAUCUCCGCGUACAAUAUAGAAGAUAGAGUACUUGAUACUGAAAGAAGAUUAUGAAAUAAAUUGCGUAACCUGUUGGUCAAAAUACUGAGGAGGAAACAGAGAUAGUGGGAAUAGCAUUCUUAGAUCGUUACUUCCAUUUUUAAACAUGUGAACAAGUAUCUAAUCUUGGUUGAAUUUUUAUAUCAAUGACUAAUCCCGUGUUGCACGCGGAACCUAAGUUAACUAUGGAAUUGUCUCUGAUUUUCAAACACGAUUGAUGAAAUAACCUCUAUAUUUAUUUAAUUAUUGUUUUCUACGUUAUAUAAAUGUGAUGUUACAGUUUAACAACAAUGUUACAAUUUAAUACAAUUAUUGGUACUAUAAGUGCUAGAUAUACUCCUCGAUUAUGUUGCCGAUUUGCUGCAUCAUUUACAACAAGCUCAGUAGAUGCAAAUGGAAAUGUUAAGAAGGCUGUUAAGCUUAAUCAUCAAGCGACAUCCAGGUUAAAAAUGUCUCAAGAACAACAAAUUAAGUUUAACGAACUUAAAACAAUAGUGUAUAAUUCCUUACAAAUGAAGAAUACAAUUGCAUCUAAAAUUCAGAAAGCAGAAAAUGUGCAUGAUUUAUUGGAUCUUAUACAAAAGCCAAAUUUAUCUUCAGAUGAAAUAUUAACAGUUAUGAAAACCAUUAUGAAAUGGGUAAAUUCGGGUAAUGAAAAUGUUAUAGAUAUUCAGAAUGACAAGAAAUUUAUAUCUAUGAAAAAACAAAUUCAAAACCCAGAUCUUGAUUGGUAUUCUCAUCUUUCCACAGCUAGAAUGAUUCAGGAAUUGUACAGAUUGGCACAAGAGAAAAAUAGAAACCUAAAGAUUAUAAAAUUAUUAGUCGAUAAUAUUGUUGAGUUUAAUAGCCACCUAAAUAAAAAUCAAUGUUCGAUCCUAAUGUAUAGUGUUUGCGUUUUAUGUUACUAUGACAAGGAGUUGUUGGAAAAAAUUUGUCGUAAUCUGAUGUUACUAUCCUGUGAUUAUUUCACAAUGAAUUCAGUAUUAAAAUCUAUGGCAAUAAUCAGGUAUAAAAAUACGAAAUUUUUACAACAUAUGACCAGUUUCUUUAUUAAUUCUCAUGAUGUAUUAGAAAAGAAACGUAUCAUAAAUAUUCUACAAUCAUAUGCAAAAUUAGGAUAUAAAUCUGAAAAGACAAGUGCGCUCAUAAAGAAAUUUAUGCCAAGGUUGUCAGAAGAUUUAUUUGACCCUGAUGAUUGGUUAAACAUUGUUUGGUCUUUACUUGUAUUAGAUAAUGUAUUAAAUUCACAAGUUAAGACUGUGUUACAAAACUCAUUUAUUGAUAAACUUAACUUUGAGGAUGCAAGUAAAUCUCUGUUGAAUCAAAUAAAAUUAUUAAAUAUUAAUGCUGCUGCAAAAUAUAUACUAAAGGACUAUGAUGGGCCCUUCCUUGAUUCUUCAAAAAUAUCAUACGUGACAAGUGCACAGAACAAAGAAAAAAAAUUAUAUAUAAAAGCGCUUGAAGAAACAUUAACAUUCAUGUUGAAUCCUUCUGAAUAUACAUUAAAUUUAAAUACAAAUAUGGGUUUCCUUUUGGAUGCUGAAUGUAGAGAUUUCAGUUAUAAAACUGAUAUAUUUGCUAAGAAACAGGCUGACAAAGAUAGGUUAAAGAAAACUAGUAAGAAAAUUGCUAUAAUGCUACACGAUUAUUAUGACUAUUGUCAAUGGAGUACAGAUCUUCAAGGAUCAGUUCAAUUAGAGACCAAAUUAUUAGAACACAGAGGGUAUCAUAUUUUACCUAUUUCUUACCUACAGUUCAGUUUAUGUGACACACUUAACAAGCGUGUAAAAACGUUAAAACGGUGCUUCGAUUUAUCGAACCAAGUAUGAUUUAGUAUCGUGUAAUGUUUGAUAAAUAAAAAUAUGUACAAUAUAAUUCUAUUUGCGACUCAUAUCUAUUUUAAUUUAUCAAAA
Messenger RNA from Colletes gigas, 2101 nucleotides. Its product is annotated as FAST kinase domain-containing protein 4. Gene Ontology annotation, biological process: regulation of mitochondrial mRNA stability. The record is from RefSeq and is a predicted model, not a curated record. The transcript has 11 exons. NCBI's taxonomy places the organism in Eukaryota, Metazoa, Arthropoda, Insecta, Hymenoptera, Colletidae. The coding region runs from base 479 to 2017 and encodes 512 amino acids.